AUGGCGAGUCCGAGUUCUCAAUCGGACAGAGUGAUUCUGAAGACUCCAGCAACUGUAAAAUUGACAUCCCCAAAAUCUGGUUCCCAACUUUUGAAAACCCCUUUAAGCGAUGAAGUCAUAUGGAAAAAACUGAAAGAAGCGGGCUUCGAUGAAGAGUCCAUCAAACGCAGAGACAAGGCCGCUCUCAUCGCCUAUAUUGCUAAACUCGAAGCCGAGUUAUAUGAACAUCAGCAUCGCAUGGGCCUUAUCAUUCUGGAAAGAAAGGAGUGGGUAUCCAAUUAUGAACAAGCUAAAACUGCUGCUGAAUCUGCUGAAUUGAAGCUUAAGCACGAACAGGCUGCUCAUGCAUCUGAUUUGGCAAAUGCCAGGAAGCGGGAAGAUAGUCUGAAAAAGGCUGUUGGAAUUGAGAAAGAAUGUGUUAAAAAUAUUGAGAAGUCGUUGCAUGAGAUGCGUGCAGAAUUGGCCGAGGCAAAGUUUGCAGCAGAGACUAAACUGACAGAGGCUCAAACUAUGGUGGAGAAUGCUCAGAAGAAGUUCAUGGAGGCAGAGGAAAAACUUCAUUCAGCGGAAUCUUUGGACGCGGAAGGUAGCUGGUUCCACCGAACUACAGAAAGAAGGUUGCGAGAAGUUGAAGAUCGGGAAGAUGAUCUAAGGAGGCGGAUGAUGUCAUUCAAAUUUGAAUGUGAUGAUAAAGAGAGAGAGAUCCAGCUUGAGAGGCAAUCACUGACUGAAAGGCAAAAAAUGCUGCAACAAUCAGAAGAAAGAUUAUUUGAUGGACAAGCUUUGCUAAAUCAGAGGGAAGAACGUAUUUUUAAUAGAUCUCAGGAGUUAAAGAGGUUUGAGAAAGAGUUGGACGAUACAAAGUUGAGCUUAGAGAAAGAGAAAGAAGCCCUUAAUGAGAAAAACCAAUCUCUUAAUCUAACAGCAAUGUCUGUGUCAGCAAGAGAGGAGGCUGCCAUCAAAAAAGAAUGUGACCUUCUCAAGAAAGAAGAAGAGCUACUCAUUUCACAAGAAAAACUGGCUAGUAAAAAAUCUGAUAAUAUUCAUCAAGCAAUGGAAAAUCAAGAAGCUACAUUGACAAUGAGGAAGUCUUCAUUUGAGGUGGAGUUGGAAGCGAGGCAUAAAUUGGUGGAAGAAGAACUCGAUGCCAAGAGGCGGGCUUGGGAGUUGAGAGAACUAGAUAUCAAGCAGCGGGAGGAUUGCAUUAUGGAGAGAGAACGGGAUUUGGAAUUCGAGUCAAGACAUUUUCUAGAAAGGGAAAAGGAGCUGGAAGAGAGGUUUUCCUCAGUUGAGGAGAAAGAGAAGAGGCUUUUAGCAGCUGAGGAAGAGGGGGAAUUGAAGAGGAAACUUUUGCAGCAAGAGAAAGAAGAUGUAACUAGGAUAAAGCUUGACCUUCAAAAAUCUUUGGAUUUGUUGGAGGAAAAGAGAAGACACAUUAAUGACACAGAAGAGAAAGUGGAGGCAAUGAAGAAUGAAACAAAUGAGCUAAUGGAUCUUGAGUUGAGACUUAAGCAAGAGAUUGAUAUGAUCAGUGCGCAGAAACGGGAAAUUGAGGCUGAGGCAGAUCAGCUGAAAGCGGAGAAGGCAAAGUUUGAAACAGAGUGGGAGAUGAUUGAUGAGAAAAGAGAAGAGUUACGAAAAGAAGCAGAGCGUAUUGCAGAGGAGAAGUUAACCGUUUUUAAGUUUCUGAAGGAUGAGCGUGAUAGCUUGAAAGCGGAGAAGGAUUCAUUCAGAGACAAGUAUAAACAGGAUCUUGAGUCACUUUCCCGUGAUCGAGAAGCAUUCAUGAGUGAACUUGAGCGUGAACGUACAGAGUGGUUCACCAAGAUUCAGAAAGAACGUACAGAUUUUUUGCUUGACAUAGAGAUGAAGAAAAAGGAGCUGGAGAACUGCAUUGAUAAGAGACGUGAAGAAAUUGAGAAUGACCUCAAAGAAAGAGAGAAGGCAUUCGAGGUAGACAGAAAGAAAGAACUUCAGCAUAUUACUUCUUUAAGGGAAUCAGUGGGAGAGGAAUUGGAACAUGUUAACUCUGAAAUGAGAAGACUUGAUGCUGAGAGAAGAGAGAUAAAUUUGGAUCGCGAAAGGAGAGACCAGGAAUGGGCAGAGCUUAAUAAUUCAAUAGAAGAACUUAAGGUGCAGAGGGAGAAAUUAGAAAAACAACGGGAAUUACUGCGUGCUGAUCGAGAGGAGAUUCUCAUUCAGAUCGAGAACUUGAAGAAAUUGGAGGAUUUAAAAAAUGAAUUAGAUCGUAUAAUUGCACAUGAAAUGCAACAAUCUCAUCUGCAAUCAAAUGGACCAAAGCAAACACAAAAGAGAAUUUUCAGGCUGCAGAACGAAGUUGUUUUAGGUGAAAAUGGAAAUGUUAACAAUGGGGUUGGGCAUGAGGUUCAUCGUACAACAGAGUCACAUCAGUCAUCUUCACCUCUCUCUGCUCCUCUUUCGUGGCUCAAAAGGUGUGCUGAUACACUGCUCGAGCAAAGACAGAGUAAUAAAAAGAGGAGGCAUGAAAAAGAUGCAAUAACACAACCUGGACUGGAAAAGACCACCCCAUGUUGGCCAGAGAAUUCAGAAGCAUCCAAGAUUGAGCACUCUGUAAUGUCUUUUAAUCAAACUCCCGUCAGCGCUGAGGAGCCCACUGUGUAUAUUGAUAAAAUCAUCAGAAUUCGAGAAUUAACUACAGUUGACGUUGAGAGAGUUGCUGUUGGCAAUGAGGAAACUACAUCCCAAGAUUGA
Fraxinus pennsylvanica is the source of this 2733-nucleotide messenger RNA. NCBI's taxonomy places the organism in Eukaryota, Viridiplantae, Streptophyta, Magnoliopsida, Lamiales, Oleaceae. The record is from the annotation of a GenBank genome assembly.